Molecule: messenger RNA, 1926 nt
Organism: Heteronotia binoei (common prickly gecko)
Lineage: Eukaryota; Metazoa; Chordata; Lepidosauria; Squamata; Gekkonidae
Product: bone morphogenetic protein 8B-like
Exons: 7
Coding region: 19-1242 (407 amino acids)
Biological process (GO): SMAD protein signal transduction
Cellular component (GO): extracellular region
Molecular function (GO): cytokine activity; growth factor activity
Source: RefSeq, a predicted model, not a curated record
GGCGGCGCGCCCAGCGCGAUGCGGCUGCUGCCGCUGCUCUUCUUGCUGCUGGCGGGCGAGCGCGGGGAGCGGCAGGUGGCCCGUCGCGUCGCCUCCUGCCCGCAGCAGCCGCAGCCUUCGCCCCGACGCCUCAGCGGGCGCGAGAAGCGGGAGAUGCAGCGCGAGAUCCUGGCCCUGCUGGGCUUGCCGGGCAGCUCCGCUCCGGCCGGCGCCCGCCACUGGCCGCCCCCCUCCGCCGCCCCCCUCUUCAUGCUGGACUUGUACCGGGCCAUGGCCAGCAACGACGAGCACGACGGCCCCAGCUGGACGCCCCAGCGGAGGGCGCUUGACGGCGCCGACACCGUCAUGAGCUUCGUCAACGUGGUUGAACUGGACAGAGAUAUCUUCUAUCAAAAGCCAUACUGGAAGGAGUUCAGGUUCGACUUAACCCAGAUCCCAACAGGGGAGUCUGUAACAGCAGCUGAGUUCCGCAUUUACAAGAUGCAGAGCAUCACUCGCCACAUCAAUCAAACCCUGCACAUCAGCAUUUAUGAGAUUGUCCAAGAUCACCCCAACAGAGAAUCGGAGUUACUCCUUUUGGAUCUGCAGGAUUUUCUGGCUGGGAUGGAGGGCUGGCUGGCUUUUGAUGUCGCAGCUGCCAGUAAUCACUGGUUGUUAAACCGCAAAUACAACCUGGCCUUGAGACUUUACGUUGAAAUGGAUGAUGGGCAGAGCAUCGAUCCUGGAUUAGCAGGCCUCUUGGGUCGCCAUGGGCCACGCUCCAAGCAGCCCUUCGUAGUGACAUUCUUCCGGGCGAGUCAGAGCCAGGCCAGGCUCCCACGAGCUGUCAGGCAGCUAAGGAAGAAGCAGCACAAGAAGACCAACAGUUUCCCCCAUGCAAAUAGACUCCCAGGAUCAUUCGAUGAUGUUCAUCCUUCUGAAGGGAAGCACGUGUGCAGGAGACAGGAGUUGUAUGUCAGCUUUCAAGAUCUUGGAUGGCUGAACUGGGUGAUUGCCCCCCAAGGCUACUCAGCCUUCUACUGCCAAGGAGACUGUGCUUUCCCUCUGGAUUCCUGCAUGAAUGCCACCAACCAUGCCAUUCUCCAGUCCCUGGUCCACCUGAUGAAGCCAGACACCGUCCCCAAGGCUUGCUGUGCCCCCACCAAACUGAGCGCCACAUCUGUGCUCUAUUACGACAGCAACAACAACGUCAUCCUCAAGAAGCACCGCAACAUGGUGGUGAAGACAUGUGGCUGCCUUUGAUGCCCUGGGAGACCCUAGGGCUGCCAAACUCCAGGUAGGGCCUGGAGAUUCCCCAGAAUUACAACUGAUCUCCAGUGCCCCUGGAGAAAAAAUAGCUGCUUUGGAGGGUGGACUCUUUGGCAUUCCACUGAGUUGCCUCCCCUCCCCAAGCCCAGUCCUCCCCAGGAUCCACCCCCAAAUUUCCAAGAAUUUCCUGGCAACCUACAGGCAAGGGGGGAAAGUAGGGAUGGUCUCGCGGGGUAGGCAGCACCUGUUGCUGAAGAAGUGUGUUUAGAGGAAAUGAGAGGCUGGGAUUGGUGACCUUCCCUCUUCCCCGUUCUUAAAGAACAGGCCAUGGCGCCUGACCGUGGACUGACACGGGUGGAAAGGCCUCGCUUUGGCUAGCGACUGGUUUGUUCCUAGCCUGCGCAAACAACGGGCCCCAGUAGAAAAGCCUCUGCCAAAGAAACUAAAACAUGACCUGGCUACAGACACAGGUCUCUUUUGUCCUCUGUGCCAGAAUCCUCCCAAAGAUCCGGCUGCAGUUUAAAUUAAAUUUAAAAACUAAAUUAAAUUUAAGCAUCUGAAGGAGAAACCCCAUGGAAACUGAUAUGCUUGCUUUGCAUAAAUAUACUCUUAUUCGUAUGCUUUAUUUUGUGCCUAAUAUAUUGAGGGUUUUUAAAAAAAAAAUAGAAUGGACAUUUU